GGGCCGCGCUAGUCUGUGCGUGGCCGGCUGCGGGUGAGGACGAGCUCCGCCAUCAUGGCUUCCUCCGCCACACACCCGGCCCCCCCCGCCACCGCCGCCGUUGCUGCCGCCGCCGCCCCCUCCGUCUCCUCCUCCUCCUCCUCCGCUACUGUCGCCGCCCCGCCGGCUCCCGCCGCCCCGGGUAUCCUUAUCGGUGACCGGCUGUACUCGGAGGUAUCGCUCACCAUCGACCACUCGCUCAUCCCCGAGGAGCGCCUCUCGCCUACUCCCUCCAUGCAGGACGGCCUGGACCUGCAGUGCGAGACCGACCUGCGCAUCCUGGGCUGCGAGCUCAUCCAGGCGGCCGGCAUCCUCCUCCGACUGCCGCAGGUGGCGAUGGCGACGGGGCAGGUGCUGUUCCAUCGGUUCUUCUAUUCGAAGUCGUUCGUCAAGCACAGCUUCGAGAUUGUUGCUAUGGCCUGCAUCAAUCUCGCAUCCAAAAUCGAAGAGGCACCUCGUCGUAUAAGGGACGUGAUCAACGUGUUUCAUCAUUUGCGUCAGUUAAGAGCAAAAAGGACUCCAAGCCCCCUGAUACUUGAUCAGAACUACAUAAACACCAAAAAUCAAGUAAUCAAAGCAGAAAGGAGGGUACUGAAGGAGUUGGGAUUUUGUGUUCAUGUCAAGCAUCCACAUAAGAUCAUUGUUAUGUAUUUACAAGUCUUAGAAUGUGAACGUAAUCAAACCCUGGUACAGACAGCCUGGAAUUACAUGAAUGACAGCCUUCGAACAAAUGUGUUUGUUCGCUUUCAGCCAGAGACUAUAGCAUGUGCUUGCAUUUAUCUUGCUGCUAGAGCUCUGCAGAUUCCACUACCUACCCGCCCUCACUGGUUCUUGCUCUUUGGCACCACAGAAGAGGAGAUUCAGGAGAUAUGCUUAACAACUCUUAAGCUCUAUACCAGAAAGAAGCCCAAUUAUGAAUUCCUGGAUAAAGAAGUAGAAAAGAGGAAAAUGGCACUACAGGAAGCUAAACUGAAGGCAAAAGGUUUAAAUCCGGAUGGAACUCCAGCACUCUCAACACUGGGUGGCUUUUCUCCUGCAUCCAAACCAUCUUCCCCAAGAGAAGUAAAAACUGAAGAGAAGACACCAGUAUCUCUGAAUACCAAAACCAUUAAAAAAGAGCCAGAAGAGAGGCAGCAAGCUUCAAAGAGUCCUUAUAAUGGCAUGAGAAAAGAAAGCAAGAGAAGUAGAAGCAGCAGAAGUGCUAGUCGAUCUAGGUCAAGAACAAAGUCAAGGUCUCGAUCUCACACUCCUAGGCGGCACUACAAUAAUAGGCGGAGCCUGUCUGGGACAUACAGCUCGAGAUCGAGAAGCAGGUCCCGCAGCCACAGUGGCAGCCCUCGCCGACACCACAACCAUGGCUCGCCACACCUGAAGACCAAGCAUAGUAGGGAAGAGCUGAAGAGUGCCAAUAGGCACGGUCAUAAAAGGAAAAAGUCUCGUUCACGUUCCCAGAGCAAAUCCAGGGAUCACUCUGAUGCUGCCAAGAAGCACAGGCAUGAGCGGGGACACCACAGAGACAGGCGCGAGAGAUCCCGCUCCUUCGAGAGAUCUCACAAGGGCAAACACCACGGUAGCGGCCGGUCAGGACACAGCAGGCACAGACGCUGAGAUGAAGACUCGGAAAGCUUUAGAAGUUGGUGUCCUUCCUAGGGGAGGCAGCUGGGAAGCCAGGUCCACUGCUGACAUGCGUGCAGCAGUUGGAUAAAUGAGCAGGAACUUCUCUGAAGUGGAGUGGGAUGGGCAGCUGGUGGGGGAAGCUGUGGAAGAGCUGCUCUUCGCAAGCCAGGACUGGGCUACUGGUGUCCCAGCUUCCCUGUCAGCUGCCCCUCAGCAGGUGGAGACUUCUUCCCUGCCCAUCUGUUGCACCUGCCAUGCCCCUUGCUCCAGAGCUGAAGAGCAGAAGUUAACUUCCUUGUAAAGCUGGAACAUCUGGUGAUGCUGAACGUCUAGACACCAUCUGCUGCAGAUUGCUUAUGCAGUGAGCUUGCAGUCAGCUAGCAAGAAGUUCAGCGUUUGUUCUUCCAUGGGAAAAAAAAAUGUCUUCAGCCAGCUUUAUGGAUGGUGGCCUUAACCAUGCAAGGUCUUUGCCAAAGACAGGCCAUAAAAUUAAUGGUUUUGGUUACUGAAACAAAAGCAGCAGUUCCUUCUUGAAGCCCAAGGAUGUCAUGUCAGCGCUGGAAAGCAGAAAAGAUGUGCUGGGGCUCUGAGCAGCAAGAAGCACGCAGCGGGGAGCGAGUUGUUUGUUUCACUGGCUGGGUCCCCUCAGGCGGUGCUGCAUGUUCACGGAGAGCAGGUGGAGCAGCCUGAAAGCAGCAUAAGGGUCCCGAAUGGCUGUAAUCCUGUCAAUGUCCCUUGACUUGUCAGAAAGAAAGCUUCUGGUCACUAGUGGGAACCCUUCGUCAGCUGAAACUUAUUUCUGAAGGAUGUGGUGGCUUUGGUGACCCACCAUUGACAUCAGAAUGUAGAAGUGCCCAAGGGAGCAGUGCCUCGCUGCAGCUCCUGCCCAAAGCCCACAGCUCUGCCUUCGCCAUAGACCCAGGCAGCCACGCCGGGCAGUGGAAGUAACAGACAGACUUAUUUGAGAAGCGAGGUGGAGUUUUGAGCACCCUAUGCAGACCUUUUGUUUCUGACUGAGCUCAUUGUCAUCUGUACGGGUUUUCUUCUGCACAGCGGUAUGUGACACCGUGUUUAAACAUUUACCCUUCAGAGUGGAAAUGGUUUUAUGGUAAAAACAGACUCUGUAAUGCCCCACUGCAAUGGUAUUUCUAACUGAAACCCCAUGUGCUGGUGGGAUGGCAAUGGCUUUCCGGGCUUGGGCUGUACUGCAGUACAGCACCCGUUUCCCUCUGCCCCAUCCCUUUAUGCCUGAUUUAUUGUGCUUGUUCUCUCACCAGUACUGAUGGAAGUACCAGGAAGCCAAGGAAACCAGUGAUGGAGCAUGCAGAUGAAGCACAACAAGAGAUAUUUUGGUCCUUCCUCUCUGUCUUUCCAGUAUUUUCAGCAAUGGCUGUCUCUGGAGCACAGCUUCUGCUCCUGCUGCCAUCACAGCAGGCAGGAAGGUUGCUCGGGCUGCACCAUCGAACCCAGAUGGCCACAGGCAAAUGUUUGCUUAACACCGACAGAGCAGAUGCCAUCCUGGCAAAGUGGCAGAUGGCAGCCGGGGCAAAGCAGGAACAGGAGCUAUGCAUCACCUUGAGCCAUAGCCCAGUGGCUUGGACACAUCUGAAAAAAAAUGGCUCUAACAGUAAGUGGCUGUGAAAGCCUCGAGCUGCCCAGUCUCAUCUGCAACCCCAAGUGAAAGAGACCAUGGGAGGUCUGUUGGUAAAUAAAUGGGGGUGUUAAGAGGACCUUGGCAGGUAGGAGCUCAGGGAUGGUGGUGACAUCCGCCAGUGUCUGGGACCAAGCAUGGCACCCACAGCGCCUGCCCCACCGCAUUGUGCUGCAAUGGGGACUGUUUCCUGGGAAAUAUGCAGUAUUCCUGCAUCGCCUGCUGCUUUGUUACAGAUGUUGGAAGGAUGUACGUGGACCAAAAGCUCUGGAUGGUUUGGGAAGAAAAAUAAUAGUGAACAAUCUAAGACUAUUCUCAAUGGAAAUUGGCCCAACAAGUAAGUACUCAUCAGGGCUUUAGCCGCCCCCAAAAACCACAGGUUAGUGGCAGCGGGUGCAGCAGAGCGUGCCAUGUGCACAGCUGUUAAUGACAGUGAUAAGGGUCCCUUUUCCGGGAAAUCUCUCCCCGGUCACUGCCCCUGCCAGGAAAUGUAUGUGAAAUCCAUCAUUUGACAUCAGCCCCAUCCACGAGCUGCCAAGUCCGUGGCUCUCCCGUCUGUGCUCCUUGUUGCUCUGCCCUCUCCAAAGCACAAGCUUUGUUGCUUGCAAGCUCUUUGGGGCAGGAAACGAACCUGCUACGGCCACCCUGUGCCCUGCGCUCCCCUCUCUGCUGCGGGGCCGAUGUGCACCCCCACAGCACUCGGGUGUUGUUGCAGCGGAGCACUGGCAAUUACACCCCAGUUAGGAAAAAACACUUCUGUAAAGGAAACAGCUUUCCAGUCCCAUGUCCUGCCUGGCCACAGCCCAGCGGGGCAUUUUGAAAAAAAAAAAAAAAAAAGUUAAA
This is a messenger RNA of Haliaeetus leucocephalus (bald eagle), 4150 nucleotides long. RefSeq names its product cyclin L1 (gene CCNL1). Gene Ontology annotation, cellular component: nucleus. Bases 55 to 1647 code for a protein of 530 amino acids. Gene Ontology annotation, biological process: regulation of transcription by RNA polymerase II. NCBI's taxonomy places the organism in Eukaryota, Metazoa, Chordata, Aves, Accipitriformes, Accipitridae. The transcript is spliced from 15 exons. Gene Ontology annotation, molecular function: cyclin-dependent protein serine/threonine kinase regulator activity. The record is from RefSeq and is a predicted model, not a curated record.